AUGAGUUUAGAGUAUGAGAAGGAGGUGCUUGUAGAACGUUUGAGGCCAAAGGUGAGGUUUGCUGUUUUCAACUCUGUCUUUAUAUUUUAGACAUUGUUUCAGUGUUUUCAGCAGUAUAAAGCAAGCUGAUAAAGGUUCACUUCUUAUGAUGUCUUCUCUUUUAACUCCUGAUGUACAGAUCUUUCCUGCCACUGCUGGAGAUUAUGAAGGGGUCAUGGCAAUCUCAGAAGGGAUCUACAUGGGGGUGGAUUACUUGCCAUACCGAUACCACACAUGGCUGAAGGACUCUCAGAGGAGGAUGUUUGUUGCCAAAUCAGAGGGCAAAGUGGUGAGUGUGAGGGAUUACAUUAAUUAAAGACACCUUAUUGAACUUACUGGAUAUCAAACCAAUGGAAAUAAUUAAUUAGUGACGUAACGUGCAUUUUCUUUCUUGACAUGAUUGUGGUCUCUAUUUUUAGGUGGGGUUCGACUCCUUCUUAUUGGUUGAUGGUGGUAUUACAGCUGUCGUGCAGGGUCUUCGUGUUGCCGAUUGGAUGAGAGGUUGUGGAGUGGCUGGGAUACUUCAAAGGUUUUGCUUUAAAACCUUACGUUCAGACCAUUCCAAUGUCACCAGAAUUCGUCUGACUACUGUAGAAAACCCACCUGCGACCAUGUUGAAUACGUAUCAAAUUAUACACUCCAAGGUGACCUCAUUGCAUCUAAUCCAUUAUCUCUCUACAAUCUUUUUCUAGCUUUUUAUUUCAUAUGCUUCAUCUUUUUAGGUGUUCAUCCUUUGAUUUGUGUAUUUACAAUAUAUGACUCCUUUUGAAUUUUCAAAGCUAAACAAUUUCAUAAUUUUCUAUGCUGAUCAUGUAAGUUUAAUAACGGUCACUAUACCAAAGCUGCUAAACAAAAGCAUCUACAUUUAAAAAGAAGAUAUUCAAAAAGAGACAUUUUAAAGAAGAACUGUCAUCAGUUUUUUUUUUGUUUUUUUUUUUAUAAAUACCUUAUAUGUAUUAUUUUGUAAUAUACACAUGUAAGUAAAUACCUAUUGUUCAGUAUAUCUACUGGUUUACCCUUUCUCUUGGGGGUGGCCAUAAGUCCUCUUUGGUUGAAAGGUCCACUUAUCAGACUGCAGAUCAUGGACAAUUGAUCAAAAAGGCACAAAUGCAUCCUGGCACCAGGGAGAAAUUUAAAAGGCAGCACACCUCUUUUUUGAAGAUAAUACACAUUUAAAAUCAUGAUUCCAAAGGCAUUGAAAUAUUUCAGCCAUUUCAACUUCUUUCAUGAGUGCCAGGAUCCAUCUUUGAUAUGUCUGGAUAAACUGAUCAUAGCCUCCAAUCUGGUGAACUGGGCUUCCAACCAAACAUGAUGUAACAGUACCAGGAUACAUUUUUCCAUACCGUAUAUCUGAGAAGGUUUCUGAAGUGCAUUAGAUUGUUUAGGGUUAGUGACUUUAUAUACACAAGCAGUUACUUAACUGUUUGACAUUACGGAUAUUAACAUGGUACAUGUGGAUAGAAUAUCCCGAUAUGAGUGAUGUAUGACUUAAAACAGGGCAAAGUGGUUUUUUUUUUAUAUAUAUACUCGGUUUUGAGCAUGAUUCUUUAUUUCCUGUGUGGUAAAUGGAAGACUUACUAUUCCCAUGAGCAAGGGUAAACUGCUACAAGCACUGAAAUGGGUAUUUAUUAAAAUUAGUACACAAAAUUACAGCUUAAUUACAAGUAUUUUCUUACAUUUAGUAAAACAGUUGAUUACAGUCCACGUUUUAUCUCCUGACUAUUGCCCCUUACAUGUAGCUUACACAAUGGGAGCUAGAUCAUUGAGCAAUUACUAGCUGCAAAAAACAGGGGUAACCCUAAGACUAAACUGCAAUGAGAAAUAGAGCAAAGCAACCUAAAGGAGGCUGAAGAUAAAACGUAGUAUGAAAUUUUUUUAAACCAAACAUAAUUUAAAAAAAAAAUCCAGUCUCGGUAGGAUUCCUAUGCCGAAAAUGUAGACAAGAAGAGCCACAUACGGAAUAGUAUUGUCUAGAUCAGGGGUAGGGGCAAAAGGUAUAUCCCAGAUGUUGUAGAACUACAAAUCCCAUGAUGCUUUGCAUGCCUUUAGAAUGCUUUAAAAGGACAAAGUAUCAUGGAAGCUGUAGUUUUAAAACAUCUGGGAAUCUACAUUUUGGGCUCUGAUGGUCUAGAUUAUUAUCACCCGCGUGUCUUCGAAAGCACAUUCAGGGUUUGAUUGAUUUGGAGUGUUAUUUUCUCUACCCUUCCCUGUGUAUUAUUCAUUUUAUAAUUUAUAUUGCACAUAGUCCAUUGUGCUUUACAAUAUCAUAAAUGGGGAAAUUUAACAAUAAAUGAGACAAUUGCAAUAUGUUACAGAAACAAUAGGUUGAUGAGGACCCUGCUUGAAAGAGCUUACAUUCUAGAGGCAGUGUGUACAAAACACAAUUGGAAGGACAGCAUUGAGGAUAGCAACCAAUUGAUGGGGUGGGAAGUGGCAGAAUUGAAAGGUGAGAGUGGAGUCUGGCCCUUUAAGAGAGGGUAAGAGAUAUGUUUGUGAAAUACAAGUUACUACAGGAGACCAUAGGCUGCUCUGAAGAGAUGGUUUUUGAGGGACUUCUUAAAUAAUUGAAGACUAGAGGAAAAUCUGAUGGUAGUAGGCAGGAUGUUUCAAAAGAGAGGAGCCGCUCACAAGAAGUCUUGCAAGUUCAACUAUGUAAUAGGGAUAGAGUUGUUUAGAGCUUUAUUGGUAUGGGUUAGUAUUUUGAAUCGAAUCCUACAGGGUACAGGAGACAAUAAAAUGAUUGACAGAGGGCAAGGGGUGAGAAGAGUGAUGGGAUUAAGCAUUAAUUAUGGACAGUAGACUGUUGUAUCCUUUAGGACACAUUUACAGUAAUCAUUGCAAGAAAUUACAAGGACAUGAAAAGCUCUUUAGUAGAAUCUUCCAUAAGGAAGGGGCCAAUAUGGGCAAUGCUUUUCAGGUGGAAUUGUCAGGAUUUAGCAAAAGACACCAAGAUUUCAAGGAUGGGCUUAUGCACCUACCAUCAACUUGUUUGGGGGUGGCCAUGGCAAAAAAGGGAGUUGAAAGUAUCAAAGAGAUGCCACGGAUAGUGGAAGUAUGUACUACUUACUAAUAAGUUCACUAUUUACUAUUACUGAUAUCUAGCUAUGCUUCCUUUUUACAUUCCCUGUAUGUUAUGCCUAGCUAUGCUUCCUUUUUACAUUCCCUGUGUGUAAUGCCUAUAUAUGCUUCCUUUUUACAUUCCCUUUGUGUUAUACCUAGCCAUGCUUCCUUUUUACAUUCCCUGUGUGUUAUACCUAGCUAUGCUUCCUUUUUACAUUCCCUGUGUGUAAUGCCUAGCUAUGCUUCCUUUUUACAUUCCCUGUGUGUUAUGCCUAGCUAUGCUUCCUUUUUACAUUCCCUGUGUGUUAUGCCUAGCUAUGCUUCCUUUUUACAUUCCCUGUAUGUUAUGCCUAGCUAUGCUUCCUUUUUACAUUCCCUGUGUGUAAUGCCUAUCUAUGCUUCCUUUUUACAUUCCCUAUGUGUUAUGCCUAGCUAUGCUUCCUUUUUACAUUCCCUGUGUGUUAUUGCUAUCUAUGCUUCCUUUUUAAAUUCCCUGUGUGUUAUGCCAAUCUAUGCUUCCUUUUUACAUUCCCUGUGUGUUAUGCCUAGCUAUGCUUCCUUUUUACAUUCCCUGUGUGUUAUGUCUAGCUAUGCUUCCUUUUUACAUUCCCUGUGUGUUAUGCCUAGCUAUGCUUCCUUUUUACAUUCCCUGUGUGUUUUACCUAGCUAUGCUUCCUUUUUACACUCCCUGUGUGUUAUGUCUAUCUAUGCUUCCUUUUUACAUUCCCUGUGUGUUAUGCCUAGCUAUGCUUCCUUUUUACAUUCCCUGUAUGUUAUGCCUAGCUAUGCUUCCUUUUUACAUUCCCUGUGUGUUAUGCCUAGCUAUGCUUCCUUUUUACAUUCCCUGUAUGUUAUGCCUAGCUAUGCUUCCUUUUUACAUUCCCCGUGUGUUAUGCCUAUCUAUGCUUCCUUUUUACAUUCCCUAUGUGUUAUGCCUAGCUAUGCUUCCUUUUUACAUUCCCUGUGUGUUAUGCCUAGCUAUGCUUCCUUUUUACAUUCCCUGUGUGUUAUGUCUAUCUAUGCUUCCUUUUUACAUUCCCUGUGUGUUAUGCCAAUCUAUGCUUCCUUUUUACAUUCCCUGUGUGUUAUACCUAGCCAUGCUUCCCUUUUACAUUCCCUGUGUGUUAUGCCUAGCUAUGCUUCCUUUUUACAUUCCCUGUGUGUUAUGCCUAUCUAUGCUUCCUUUUUACAUUCCCUGUGUGUUAUGCCUAUCUAUGCUUCCUUUUUACAUCCUUGUGUGUUAUGCCAAUCUAUGCUUCCUUUUUACAUUUCCUGUGUGUUAUGCCUAGCUAUGCUUCCUUUUUACAUUCCCUGUGUGUUAUGCCAAUCUAUGCUUCCUUUUUACAUUCCCUGUGUGUUAUGCCAAUCUAUGCUUCCUUUUUACAUUCCCUGUGUGUUAUGCCUAGCUAUGCUUCCUUUUUACAUUCCCUGUGUGUUAUGCCUAGCUAUGCUUCCUUUUUACAUUCCCUGUGUGUUAUGCCUAGCUAUGCUUCCUUUUUACAUUCCCUGUGUGUUAUGCAAUGCAUGGAGUACUGCAAUAUCCAGCACGGCAUGUGUAGGUUGUUUGGGUUACAAAUACAUUUACCAAAUUUCACUAGUAUUCCUUGGGCAAGCUUAGUAGCACACAAUUUAAAAUGUAAUAAUUGGAUAUACCUAAGGAUAUACUGUGUUACUAGGAACUUUGCAUGUAGUCACUUUGUUUCUUUUUUAAGGGGGGCCCUGAUAUAUAAAUUUAACAAGCUUUGGCAUCAUCGCUAUUUUCAAGGUGUCCUUCUUGCCCUGAUCUCUCAUUUAUGUCUCCUGCAGGCUGUAAUUUCUGUAUUUAUUUCUGCUGAGCAGUUGGAGGAUGCAGUCAAGAUUUUGGAAUCUCGAGUAUCUGCUACAUGUGAUAAUUGCAUUCCUCCUGUCUUCCUUGAAUAUUCUGAGGUGCACAAUUUGUUUCCUGGAUGUCUUAAAGAAUAUGACCUUCUUCCUGGAGGCUUCCUCAUGCAAGCCUGGCUGCCAAUUACCACCAAUAAAGCCAAUCUUGAUUUAAUGCAUCGCUGGAAGGUCCAGUGGCUCUGCUCAUACCCAUGUGAUGCAUUAGGUGAUGUCACUGGCUCAUCUGAAUUGCAUGAUGUCAAAUGUAGCUUUGAUGUCAAUAAUGGUAUCAAAAAAACAAAGCAAUCUGCAAGCAAAGAUGACCUCACUGCUUCAACUACUCCUGCACCGUCCAAUGGCUUUUUAGGAUUCCUCAGCCUUGGAUCCCCUAUGCUUCGAGUACCCUUAGGUGAAGGGAAGCACCGCCUGGAUAUAGAUAUAUUUGGAACUGACCUGUCAUUUGCCAAAAUACAUGUACUAUACCAGCUAAAGGAGGCUGUGAAGAAAUUGUCCACUGGUGGCAGUAUUAUCUGCUUUGUGUACAUAGAGGAGAGUCUACAUGCUGGGCUCAAUGACUUCUUUAAAGGGUUCACUCCAUUCAAACUCUGCAGGCAGCAACUGGUUCUCGAAAUGGACAUCAAAGCUAUUAAGAAUCUAUAAUAGUUCCAUAGUUACAUAGCUGAAAAGAGACUUGCGUCCAUCAAGUUCAGCCUUUCUCACAUAUCGUUUUGCCGUUUAUCCAAAAGAAGGCAAAAAACCCAGUCUGAAGUGCUUCCAAUUUUGCAACAAACUAGGAAAAAAUUCCCUAUUGACCCCAAAAUAGCAGUCAGAUAUCUCCUUGGAUCAAGCAUCUAUUUCCACACUAAUUAGAAAUUAUAUCCCUGUAUGUUAUGUUUUUGCAAGUAUUUAUCCAAUUGCUGUUUAAACAUCUGGAUGGACUCUGAUAAAACCACCUCUUCAGGCAGAGAAUUCCAUAUCCUUAUUACUCUUACUGUAAAAAAAACUUUUCUUGCCUUAGAUGAAAUCUCCUUUCUUCAAGCCUAAAUGUGUGACCUCGUGUCCUAUGUAUAGCCCGUUUAUGAAUAGAUUUCCAUAUAAUGGUUUGUACUGGCCCUGAAUAUAUGUGUAUAAUGUUAUCAUAUCCCCUCUGAGGUGCUGUUUUGCAAACUAAAGAGAUUUUAAUUUUUUAACCUUUCUUCGUAAAUAAAAUGCUCCAUUCCUUUUAGCAAUUUUGUGGCUUGUUUCUGCACUUUUUCUAGUGCCAUGACAUCCUUUUUUAGAACAGGUGCCCAAAAUUGCACAGCAUAUUCAAGGUGUGGUCUUACCAGCAAUUUAUAAAGAGGCAAUAUUAUAUUUUCAUCCCGAGAAUUUAUGCCCCUAUUUAUACCUUACUGGCCUUAGCAACUGCAGAUUGACAUUGCAUAUUGCUGCCUAAUUUGUUGUCUAUAACAAUUCCCAAAUCCUUCUUGUGUGUGGUUAUCCCUAAUUCACAACCAUUAAAGGUGUAAGUUGCUUGUGCAUUCUUGACCCCGAAGUGCAUAACUUUGCAUUUCUCUACAUUAAAUUUCAUCCUCCAUUUUGGUGCCCAGUCCCCCAAUCUAUCGAAAUCCCUCCGCAGCAAAGCAAAUCCCUCUGCAGCAAAGCAAUAUCCUUCUCACAAUUUAUUACUUUACUUUUCACUAUCCUUGUUGAAGUAAUAGAUUAUUGCAGGAUGUGACUUGCUAGUAUCUGUUCUAGGACAAUAACACAGUUAUACCUUAUAAACAAUGUCUCCUGCUUCUCUUUGUGAAUAGAUAUUUUUCUUUGGAACAAAGUCAUUCAUCCCACCAUGAUGCCAAAAUGUCCCUCUUUUGUGAAGUUCAAAAUAUUCCAAUUUACAGUAAUCUCAUAGGAGUGCAUUUAAUAGCUGCAUGUGAAAGAGAUACACAAAAACAUGCAACAAUAAUGACUGUAAUGUAUUUUGUGAGUGUGUAGAAAUCAGAGAGACAGAUCUUUAAACAGAUGUAUUUGUCUAAAUAACAUGCUUAGAAAUUAAACUUCUACAUACAGUAAUGUGUGGUGAGUUUUAUUACUUUGGAACUCUGUGAUUUAUUUACAUACUGUGAGAUUUAUUGCCGUGGGUGCGUUCAUAUUCUGCAUACCUCCAGAGAAUCUCAGUGAUCUCACCCAAGGAGGCGGAGCUAUGACUGACCCUGAUUAAGAUCUUACAGUGUAACACAGAGUUCUUUUACAUUGCCCAUAAAGUUUAUUUUCCAGCGGGAUGUAAAUCUGAGUAUUCCUUUUUCUCAUUAUUACUAUUUUCAUGGUGAAUGUUUUGUCCCUGAACUCUCAUUUAUGUCUUCUCUGGGCCUUUAUUUCCACAUUUAUUUCUGCUGAGCAGUUGGAGGAGGCAAUCAAGAUUUUGGAAUCUCGAGUAUUCACUACAUGUGAUAAUUGCAUUCCUCCUGUCUUCCUUGAAUAUUCUGAGGUGCACAAUUUGUUUCCUGGAUGUCUUAAAGAAUAUGACCUUCUUCCUGGAGGCUUCCUCAUGCAAGCCUGGCUGCUAAUUACCACCAAUAAAGCGAAUCUCGAUUUAAUGCAGUGCUGGAGGAUCCAGUGGUUCUACUCAUACAUGUGUGACUCGUUAGGUCAGUCCUGCACAACCUGCGGCCCCCUAGAUGUUUUUGAACUACAACACCCAUGAUUCUUUGAAUAAAACAGAUAGCCAACACCAAUGAUUCAUUUAAUGAAACAAAUAGCCAGGUAUCAUGGUUGCUGUAGUUUAAAACAUCCGAGGGGCCACAGGUUUUGCAGGCCUUCAUUAGGUGAUGUCACUGGCUCCUCUGAAUUUCAUGAUGUCAUGUGUCGUUGUGAUGUCAGUAAUGGUGGAGCAAAACCAAAACAUUCUGCAAAGAACCUCUAACUGUAUCUAAUACUCUCCUACCCUCCACAACAUUUUUGGGGUUUCUUAGACUUGGUACACCUAUGUUUCCAGCACCCUUCUCGGAUGGGAUGCACCACCUGGAUAUUGAUAUGUUUGGAACUGACCAGUCAUAUGGCAAAUUACAUGAUGCUAAUAAUGCACUGCCCACUGAGGGCAACAUUAUCUGCUUUCUGUAUGUGGGGGAGAGUCUAUGUGGUGGACACUUCAUUCUUAUUCUGCAGGGAGCAACUGGUUCUAUAAAUGGACCUCAAAGCUAUUAGGAUCUCGUGAAUCUAUCCCUGUUGUUGUGUCUGAUCAUGUAUCAGUGAUAAAGCUGUAAAUCAUGCUCAUUGUCUCUCUAUGAAUGAACACUCCUCAUUGGAACAAUGUCAUUCUGACCCUCAUUCUUUCCACGGUGCAUGUGUUUCCUGGAGUUCAAGAUGUUGAUUGUGUAUGGAUAUAGUCUAUAAACAGCUCUGUGAUAAUACAAUUUACAUAAACGUGUGGUGUAUGAGUCUAAAACAGGGGAAUGGCAUUAUAUAUGAAACAAUCUGUGUAUGAGUGACUUUUAGAACUGCACAUAAAUAACUCAAUAAAAUAUUGAAAUGUGCUACGUCUGUGUGUGACAGAGCUUCACAGCAUCAAAACACACAGUAACGGGCACACAGUAACGGGCACACAGUAACGACAGUCAAACACAAAUGACAGGAAUGAGUCUUUAAACAGUUGCAUUUGUUUAAAUAAUACUUUGAUUUUAAUUCAAACAUUGUAGCCAAUUACAUAUUUGCUGUAGCCAUCAAUAAUAUCAUAUAAACUUUUCUACACAGUGGGGGCAGAGCCUGUGGCCUUUUUUAAAUCCACUGGGUCUCCAGUCGGUAAGGCUGCACUCUGUGUAUUCUGAUACCCCAGCAGCUGAUCGGCAGAAUGUACGUGCAAUGGUUGGAGCAAUCAACCCGGUUGUCAAGAGGAAAUUUGUGGAAUCCCUCGCCUUAACUAAACUAGGCUGAGCCACGGACCGGCUUGUCUCUUGUACCUGUCUGUACACCGUUGGCUGCAUAUUCUUUGUAGUUUUUGCCACUUGGGGACAUUCUCCUAGAACUGCCACUCAAAGUGCUGUUUCUUCUCUUUUUAAAUCAAGGUUACUGUUCGACAAGUCUUUUUCUCUUUUUAGUAUAUGUGAUAUCUUAUAUAUUCAAUUUUAUUUUCACAUAUCACCGUGAUGGGAGACCUACUGAUUUAGGGUUUAUUUAACCUCCAAGGUCUUCCAUGUCAUGUUUGCCCAUUUUAUUAUCUGGCUCUUUGUCUACAUUCUAAAUCUAAGGAAAAUGGCUGUUGGAGCUUUAUUCCAUAAAACGGCAUUCCAUUAUUUCCGCUUAGCAUGUCAAUACAUGAUGUCUUGCUUUGUCUGUAUAUGUAAUGUAUCUCUUUUAAAAUCUUACUGCAGUGUCUGAUUGGAAUGAUGGAAAGUGUAAUAAAACAAACCUUUCAUACACAGUGAGGUGUGGAGCUCUGUGAUACUCUCCCAUUCUGCACAUUAUUGUUUUAUUGCUGUGGAGCUCUGUGAUACUCUCUCAUUCUGCACAUUAAUGUUUUAUUGCUGUGGAGCUCUGUGAUACUCUCCCAUGCUGCACAUUAUUGUUUUAUUGCUGUGGAGCUCUGUGAUACUCUCCCAUUCUGCAUAUUAUUGUUUUAUUGCUGUGGAGCUCUGCGAUACUCUCCCAUUCUGCACAUUAUUGUUUUAUUGCUGUGGAGCUCUGUGACACGCACACUCUGCUCAUUACAGUCAGAUUUAUUUAUUAAAGUGAGAAUUCAAAGUGAAUUUCAAAUUUAAAGUAAAACAAUUCUCUGCCAUCUCUGCCUUCAGUUCAUCUAAUCCGGCCUUAAUAGAAAUUUAAUAUGGAUACACUGUGAAUUCCCACUUAGGUGAAUAACCCUGAGUGGAGUUAUAUUGCUGUGCAUCUGGCUAAUACACUGACACUAUACACAUUGCGGAGAGUUUUAUUACUGUGGAGCUCUGUAGCACACUCAUACUCACUGCACUUUACUGUGAGUAUCAUUGCUGUGGAGCUCUGCGGGGCACUCAUACUCACUGCACCUUACUGUGAGAUUUAUUGCUGUGGAGCUCUGUGGCAAACUCAUACUCACUGCACCUUACAGUGAGUUUUAUUUCUAUAGAGCUCUGUUGCACACUCAUACUUACUGUACCUUACAGUGAGUUUUAUUUCUAUAGAGCUCUGUUGCACACUCAUACUUACUGUACCUUACAGUGAGUUUUAUUUCUAUAGAGCUCUGUUGCACACUCAUACUUACUGUACAUUACAGUGAGUUUUAUUCCUGUGGAGCUCUGUAGCAGUUAUUUGUAACUAAUAUACAAAGGACUAGUUUUCAUGCUUGUCAGUAACAAACAAGCCUUUAGGCAUUGUAAUAUCAGCACGUUUAGCUUUUUUAACUCGUUGCCAUAGCAACUCCACCAGGAUGCUACAAACUAUUUGCCUGGCGCAUGCAAACAUGCUCUGUAAUUAUCUCACUACAAUACAUAGUACUUGCCAGAUUUCACAGGUAUUUAUAGAAAACUAAAUUCAGUACACCUUAGCCUUUUGUGCUUAAACAAAAACAAUAUCGUUAUUCGCUUGUCUGAAUUCACACAGUCGGAAUAAGCAAAAUUGAUCAAGGACCAACCAAAUACAUUCUAAAUAUAAAAAAAUGGAGUGCACAAAAUAUAUGAGAUAUGCUUUUAAUGCUCCACUUUUUUUAUUUGCUCAGGUAUAUGUGCACACAAGUUUUGUAGUGUACAAUAUUUCAUUUCAAUUCUUCGUUUGAUUUCGAAUAGACACCUUUUGAUACACACUUUUGUGCAAAUACAAAAAAUUCUGGUCAUCUGGUUUUAUCCAUGUCUGAAAUUUGCAAAACAGAAUGGACUACACACUACUGUAAAGGUGGAACUGAAUGGGUGAAAUACAAAACCGAAUAAUGGAAUUACGUAGGCGAAUGUGUAAAUACAGUGAUAAGUAGACAGAACGGACAGCUGUCUGCCUGCAACUUCGGCCCACCAUAAUUUGUACAAUUCAACUGGGUUAAAUUUUCAGGUAGACUAUGUGGCGAACAGAACCUCAGCACGGGCUUUUGGAGGGGCCUGCUUGCAAGCCUCCUGCCAAAAGACCAUGGGCCAGCGACUGUAAAGACCCAUAUUUUACUCCCCCUGGUUCAGCACUUUCCAUUCGUGUGCAUAGAACCGAACGCUAGCUCCCUGGUGGCCGUUCGCAUGGACCAAAGGCACCUAGUUGGAGUGCCAGGCAGUCCACCACAUCUGGUGGCAGCGGUGGGAUGGCUUCCUAUCGAGAGGAGAAGCACCCUGGAGACACAGUCUUUAAAGUUAUAAUGGAGGGCAACGUUAGCGUUCGUGCAGCACCCCUGUCAACGGAGGAGCUCCGCAAGAUGGAGCAAGUUAGCUAAAUGAUUAGCUGUUCUGUCAUGGAGUGUGCAUACUAUUAGCUUUCUAUGACCCGGCGGCUGUGUCGGUGGAGCGUAUCCGAACCAUUGAAGCCAUGUGGAGCACUGAGUUGCAAGACAGGAGGGAAUUUGAGCGUCAGAUGGCAGAGCUGAGAACAGGGAAUGCAGGAAAGGGGACACCCAGUCUCCCUUCCCAACCCCAACUGGAAGUACCGGGAGGGAGGACAGUCGGUCCUACUCACCAGAGGCAGUACACGUCACAGGGAGAGGAGACAACUGGUCUCUCUCCCCAGCGGCAGCCAGAGGUACCCGAAGUAGGGAACCUGAUAAACUUGUCCGGGGAUGACAUCCAACGUGGUCUCUGCCCCGGCCCUACAGGGAUGCUGAGAAGCUGGCCCAGAUCCCCAACCACAGCCAGAUCUACCAGGAGUAGGGACAAUCUGUCCUACUCCUCAGCAGCAGCUUACUUUACAGGGAAAGGAGACAACCGGUCCCUCUCCCCAGCUGCAGUUUACCUUACAGGGAAAGGAGACAAAUUUCCCCAGCAGCAGCCAGAGGUUCCAGAACUAGGGGACCUGAUCAACUUGUCCGGGGAGGACAUCCAAUUGUCCGGGACAGAUGGGACUGAGGUCUCUGCCUACGCCCUACAGGGAUGCUGGGAAGCCGGCCCAGAUCCUUAACCACAGCCGGGAGUAGGGACAGUCAGUCCUACUCCCCAGUGGCAGCUUACCCUACAGGGAGAGGAGACAACCAGUCCCUCUCCCCAGCGGCAGCCAGAGAUAUCGGAAGAGGGGACAGCUGGUCCCUCCACAGGCCCUAUAGGGAUUCUGGGCAGCCAUCCCAGAUCCCCAACAGCCCCAGUGGGAAUACCAAAGGGUGGAGGUGAGCGUUUUCCCUUCUCCACAGGAGAUGCCCAACCAGGUCCUGGGGAUAGUGGAUGGGAUGGCGAUCUCCACCAAACCACAUCCAGCAGAAGAGCCGGCAUCCAGGCAGAGAGCAGCUGGCCUCUGCCCUCCUCUUUCCCUUUGUCCAGGGCCUGAAUACCCACAGGCCACCCCAGCAGAAGCGCCUGAUACAGGGCAGAGUGCCGCUAGCCUCUGCCCACCAAGAACCUACAACUCCAUGCCUGGGAGCACAAGGGAGAUCUGGGGUGAUGGACGCCCACUCAGCAGCCUGGGACAUACAGGACAAAUCAGGUCUGGUUAGUCUUACCUUGGGAGGGGAGAUAUGUGGUGAACAGAGCCUUGCCACUGGCUUUUGGAGGGGCCUGCUUGGCAGCCUCCUGCCAAAAGACUAUGGGCCAGGUCAGUGACUGUAAAGACCCAUAUUUUAUUCCCCCUAGUUUGGCACUUUCCAUUUGUGCGCAUAGAACCGUACGCUAGCUCCCUGGCAGAUGGUCGCAUGGACCAAAACUGUGAAUAGACUUCAGGGGGGCUUAGCCCCGAAUGCCCUGGAACUACUUUCAGCAUGAAGACUUUGUUCGGUCCCCAGCCGCGAUUCUAUGGAACUAUUUUGGGCAUGGGACCAUGUGUGUGGUCGGUCAAACUCCUGAAAUUCCUGAACCCUUGAACCGAUCUGGGUGAUUUUUGGAUAUGUUGGUCAUCCAGAUCGGGGCUAUCAGGGGAUGUAACUUUUGUGCGGUUUCUAUGGGUUUUGGGUAUACUUUUGGGGUGUUGUGGAAAAUUUAGUUUUUUGUGCCUGGAGAUAAUUAAGUUAGUAUCUGUAUGGGAGUGUCCUGGACCUGGGGGCCAAUGUCAUUGGUUUGUUUAAUUUUGUUGCAGGCUUCCAUCAGGUCCAGGGGGGAGUGCCUCUUGCAUGAGGAUUGUCAUAAAAGGCUGUGUGUGGCCCCAUUAAAACCAGUUGCCCCACAGCAUAGAGCCUUGUCUUAUGUUUGUGGGAGAAAGCUAUAACAGCUGUCUCCCUUCUGCUUGGAGUGCUAUAAUCACUAGCACUUGUAAGAGAUGUUCCUGCUACUGCUAUACCUGCUACACUCUCUGGAGUAGGAGAGGAUCACCUGCUGAAAGCUGGAUCCUGGUAUUGGGCCAAGCCAAGCUGUAACGCUGUAAAGUGGGGACUACUGUGUUGAUGGAGUCUGGUGGAGUGCUGGAAGUACUCGUCGUUGCUAGGAAGCAGCAAUUGGCAGAGGCACCCAGUCUAGAACUAGUUUGAUAGAUAAAUUAUUACAGAAAGAGUUAAAGGCAUACUCUGGACCCAUCCCUAAAGCACUUUAGCUUACUAUAAAUGCUUUAUGUGUGAAGAGUGUGCCCUAUUAUUUAUUUUUACAAAACGUGCAGGUUUUAAUAGAAAUUGUCACUCUUAUAAAUUAACUUGGUUAUACCCCCUGAAUGUUGUCAAUCAAGCAACUGUUCCUGUUACUUCCUGGUUGUUUUGCCUAGAGCAACUGCCUUGCAAAGACUUCUCAUUAAGCUGCUCUGUGAUUGGACAGCCACAAACAGUCUGGACUGGGGAAAAGGAGAGAGCUUGCAAAGGCUGCAGACAAGAGAUCUUUUGCAAACAGUAUUUGGAUAUACCUCCAAUAAAAAAAAUGCAUAUCAAAUGUCUUGUAUGUUUUCAUAUGGCAUAUAUCUACUGAAGAGUGUUUUUUUUUUUAAUUUUAUUUUUUUUAUAUAUUUUGUAUUUAUGCAGUGGAGUGACCUUCUUCAUUGAGAAGUCUAAUAUUUCCCAAUAAUUAAAGCAGAGUUAUUACGAUGUAUAAAUGUAUGUUAACUUAUUAUAAGUAUUAUAAGGUAUAAGUUCAUUAUAUUUUGCCAAUUACUAUUGUAGUCCUCUACCUCCUGACUGUUGUGCUGUCAGGGUCAGUAGGCUAUGACUGGGGGUUUUUGAAGACAUUCCUGCAAAAAGCAGGUGGAUUUAUCUAGCAAAUUUGCCUUGUAUCAGAUUUAAACAGAGUUAAUCUGGUAGAAAUUUCGUGUAUAUUAAAUGAUUGAUAUGCAUUUAUUAACGCUCAAGUUUGAUCAAUCAUUGGUAAUUAUUUGUUACUUUUGUUAAUUUCUUAAUACCUCUCACAAUAAUGAGCAGUUAAUAGCUUUAAUUUGCAAUUUUAUUGUGAUGUAUAAGAAUUCUGAAAGUGACCCCAUCAUAAUAUCUGCUUCCGCUCACUCAUUUUAUAAAGGGUAAAUGUGACUAACAUGUCUAUAUAUUCCUGUUAACACAUUUUUGGGUGGGAAAGAUGGAGUCUUAUAUUUUGGAACUGGAAAAGACAGCAUCAAAGGAUGGGUAAUGAGUAAUGAGUCGUGAUUUGGAGAUCCAGAAGUUGAUUGUCUAUUAAUUACCAUGUUAAUUAUUCAUAUGAUUACUAAUCACCCUGCAGCUUCCAGUCCUUGCUCCACGCAAUCAAAUUUGGUGUAUUUUAUUCCUAUAUUUUAUAUAGGGUUUACAUGUGUGAAGUACUAAUUUCAAUGCAGACACUGCAUUCUCCCCCCCCACCUCCAAAUAACAUCUUCACUUGUGUGCCUCUUAACCUCCCUUUUGUGUUUCUUAUCCUCUCUUUUAAAUGUCUUACCCGCUUUAGUGUAUCUUAUCUUCAAAUUUUUACCCAUUGUGUGUCUUACAACUCCCUUGUGUAUAUCUUACAACCCUCCUUGUGUGUCUCUUAUCCCCGGGGGCGGCUCUCUAAUUAGGUGGUUUAGGCGGCUACCUAAGGCCUCGCGCUGGCUGGGGCCUUGCGGCCGCCUAAAUCGCCUGAGGGCAGACUGUGUCGGGUCCUCGGUCAGUGACCAAGGACCCGAUGGCUUGCCCGGUAUGCCGCCAGGUGCGAGGCCCCUUCUGGCUGCCCGGCCAGUUACCGCAGACACCCGUCUGCAGCUCCACAGUGAGUAGAGCUGCAGACCAUGUGUCUCGCGAGAGCUGGCCAAUUAGAGCAUUGCCGCACGUUACCACAGCAACGCUCUGAUGAUCUUGUGAGAUUACAUGGUCUGCAGCUCUGCGCAGCUACAGACCGGAAGCAAUGGCCACGGACCACCAGGGAGCCCACUGGACCACCAGGGAAGAAAGAGUAUGUUAUCUCCCCCCUCUCCCCAUCAGACCCCCUCUUUCUCACAUUACCCCCCUUCCUUAACCUCACCGCCCUCGGCAUCACCCCCCUCACUAUCACCCGCCUCACCACCCUCAGCAUCACCCCCCCUCACUAUAACCACCCCACCACCCUCAGCAUCACCCCCUCACUAUCACCCUCCCUCACCCUCAGCAUCCCUCACCACCCUCAGCAUCACCCCCCUCACCCAUCACCACCCUCAGCAUUACCCCACCCCUCCUCACCCCCUCACCACCCUCAGCAUCACCCCACAUCACCCCUCCACCCUCAGAGCAUUACCCCUCACCAUCACCCUCCCUCAGCAUCACCCCCCUCACCAUCAGCCAUCACCCCCUCCCUCAACAUCAUCCCCCUAACAUCCCUCCCAUCACCCCCCUCACCCUCCACAUCACCCACCCUCACCAUAAACCCCCCUCCCUCAACAUCACCUCCCUCUCCCUGCCACCAUCACCCUCUGUCACCAUCACCCCAUGUCACCAUCACCCCCUCUCCCACUCACCAUCACCCGCCUCUCCCUCUCACCAUCACCCACUCUGCCUCUCACCAUCACCCACUCUCCCAUCACCCACUCCCUCUCAUCAUCACCCAUCCCCAUACACACAACACACUUCAAGCAGCUAUCUCAUACACAUAGGGUCCCAGACAAAAACACAAACAUGCUCACAGAGACAUUCUCAGGCACGUACACAGGUAAACUGUGCAUCAAUAUGUAUAUGUGAAAGUGUGCAUGUAUUGCAACUCUAUUGUUUUCACAUUUUUGUUAGUGGGGCCUCAUGUUUGAGUUUCGCCUAAGGCCUCAUAAAGUCUAGAGCCGCCUCUGUUUGUACUCCUCUUUGUAUCACUCUUACAUUCUCCCACAUUUUGUGUGUCUUACUCCUCCCAGCCCAUUUGUGUGACUCCUAUUCCAGCCCCUUUGUGUCUUUUGCUCUUCCCAACUCCUUUGUGUGUGUCUCUUUUACCCCCAGCCCAUCUGUCUCCCCACCCAGCCCCUAUGUGUGUAUUUUUCCCCUUCUCAAGACCCAUUGUGUGUUUCUUUCACAUAGCCCCUCCUCCUCCAUUAGUGGUCUCCUCCCUUUCCUGUCCCUUAGUGUUCCUCUCCACUCCCUGCUCCUUUCCCUGUCCCUUAGUGUUUCUCUCCCCUCCCCUCCCUGUCCCUUGGUGCAUCCCCCACCCCCUUAAUGGUACCCUACCCUGGUGUGUGCCUCCUACCUCGCUUGUAGCAUGGCUGAGCGGAUCCCCAUACAGGAGCUUCAGUUUUCUGUACCCGGCCAGACUGAUAGGAAGUGCUCUCUCAGUGAGCACUUCCUGUCAGUCCGGCCGGGUACAGGAAACAGAAGCUGCUGUACCGGGCUCCACUCCACCACGCUACACUCAGUGGUGUAUACACACUGACAGUCACACAAUCAAUGACAAAACACACAGACGUCACUGACAGACACAAACUCACUGAUCUGACACACACUCAUUCAUUGACAGACACACACGCGCACACUGACAGACACUCAUUGACAGUCAUACACAGACUUAAUAACAAACAUACUCUCACCGAUUUGAAAGACACUUAAAACACACACUGACAGACACACACGCACACUGGCAGACACACGCACACACUCACAGACACACACACUCAUACACUCACUAAUUAUUAAUAUUUUUAUAAUUAAUCAUUUUCCACCCACCUGGAGAGCUGCUGUCCCUGGGGUCCAUUGGGGCUGCUGGGAGGCGUGUGGCUGUGUUUGAAUUCAAGGUGGCGAGGGAGCUGUGAUCUCCCUCCUCUGCUCCCCCGUGCCUUUGCGGUCAUAUUCUGGCUCCCACGGCAUCAGCAAGCAGCGCGCGAGGAAGCAGAGCAGGGAGAUCAGAGCUCCCUCGCCACCUCGGAUUCAAACACAGCCGCAUGCCCCGCCGGGGGUCCAUAAUAUGGUAGGAGGGAGCGCUUCCCUCCUGCUGGUCACUAGAAUCUUGCCCCCCCACAGCCGGUGCACCCUAAGGCGGCUGCCUGUGCUGCCUUAUGGACGCGCCGACCCUGAGAGCAGGCACAAUAUAGCAAGGUAACAUCGGAUGAAGAAAGCUUAUUCAUUUGAAAUAACUCAGGUGUGAAACACCUUUAAAAAAAAACAUGAGAAUUGCAAAUUCUGUUGAAAUUCAGGCAUAUUAAUACACUUUUACUAAUGCAGACUGUGUUCGAUCCUUACUGAAUAACCCUGUCAAUGUAAUUUUUAAUAUAAAGUACAUUGAAACUUCGCAGUUGUUAACUUGUCUUUUUCUCUUGACACCUAGAUAGGGCAGGUGUAAUUUUAAACAGAACGGGGCCAGGUGGUAAUUUAUACUGUCUAGCAAAGAAACCAGGUGUUACAUAGCAUUAUCUAUAAUUUUCUGCACAAGACAUUAAAACCUUCGUCAGCUGCUAAUUACCAGUCAUUAGACAUUACAAACUGUAGCUUGAAAACAGCCGAUAAUCCACAACAAUAGCAUUGGCCAAUUUAGCAAUUACCGACUUGUUUCCAAAUGGUUGUGACGAGAAUUGAUCCAAAAAAACUUGUUAUACUUUUUGAAAAAAAUAAAGGCAUAAUAUAUCACCAGAUUCUGGAGAUAAAUUUAUUAAAACUGAAUUUUAGUUUUAUUGUUAUAUUUCUGCAGGAAACAACAACCGUGAUUGACUCGAUGCGUAAAUAG
This is a messenger RNA of Pelobates cultripes (western spadefoot toad), 18041 nucleotides long. The record is from the annotation of a GenBank genome assembly. Lineage: Eukaryota; Metazoa; Chordata; Amphibia; Anura; Pelobatidae.